Molecule: messenger RNA, 2625 nt
Organism: Symbiodinium pilosum
Lineage: Eukaryota; Dinophyceae; Suessiales; Symbiodiniaceae
Source: the annotation of a GenBank genome assembly
AUGCAACCUUCCUAUUUCGCCGAGCGAAGUACCCGGCCGUUGACACCAGCUCUUCCACAAAGCCAGGUGCCAGUCACCGUUCCGGUCACCCCUGCUCCCCAUGUCGCAGCUCUGCCUGCAAAGCCAAAUCCUGGAAGCACGUUUGCGGGAGCACGGCCAAAGGCGCAGCCAAAGAAUGCUGGUGCCGCUACGCCCGCGACGCCUGUUCUCAGACCUUCUCUGGGGGCUCCUGAGCCCGAGCCUGGGGUUCCAAAAUCACAAGCUGGCCAGCUGGGCACUGAGCCGCCGGCAGAGCGUGGAAAGCUUCAGUGGGACCGGCGCUGGGCAUCUUGGGAGGCAGAUGGGGUUCAAGUCGGCGCCUGCAUUUGGGCCGACUUGAAGGUUGAGGGCGAUCUCUGGCGAAUCUCCAGGCUGAAGAAAGAGAUCGAGGCAAAGCUGGCUUUGGCCUUAGGCGCAGAGUCCAUAGUGGCCAUCGUGGAUGAUGAGUACGAGAGUCACCAGCGGCUUUUUGUCUGCCUCUUGGCAAAGGCGGAAGAGUGUGUUGAGCUCCGCAGCACUUGGAAGCGCAUGAGCUUUCUAGAUGGAGCCGCCUUCGUAUCUUGGAGGGAUACCAUCGACACUGCCUCUCAGAACCAUGUGCCCCAUCUGAGGGAAUGCUGGAACCCCAAGAAACAUAAAGUCGACGCCUUCAGCCUUGCUUUGCCUCGGCACUGGGCGUUCUUGGGGGGAAGGCUGCCAAGCCAUGAACCGCCUGCCCACUGUGCCCCAGGCAGCCAUUGGCACAACUUUGCGCAGAUCUGGGGGGAGGUGGCAGAGGCACGGUUCAUGUGGAAGGGGGAUAGGCCCGAGACUAUCUACCUGGUAGCAUCCUAUGCUACCAAAGCCGGGCCGAAGGCUGCGUACCGAGAUCUUACCGGACGCUGCCUGAAAAACCCGAUGUCUUCAAAGCAAAAGGGCCGAAGCGACGUGAACUUGGUGCACGCAGUCUACGGCACGUAUAUGAACCUAAUCGACCGUGUGUCCUACAGAGCCGAGAAGAAGUCCAAACCUUGGAUGGACGCAGUCCCUGCAGAGCUGCCGCCACGCCCAGAGACUUCACCUGAAGGCCCGGUCUUCGAGCUGUUUCCUUUGCAGCCUCAGGGUCACGUGCCGCUGCAGAGGAGGAAGCUACAGAUAGCACCCUGGGGGCCUACUCAGGUUUGCAUUGGAAGAUCAGAGCACUGCGGCCUUCGUGUCAUCCAUGAGGGGGUCUCCAACGAACAUGCUGAGCUCUUCCUCAUGGUGCCAUGGAAGCAACAUGCUGCAUCACAUCUCUCUGUGCACAUCACGGACAAGUCUAAGAACGGCACGUUUGUCAAUGGGCAGCGGCUGAUGAAAGACCAAGUGCUACAGCUUCAAGAGGGUGAUGUUUUGCGCCUGGCUGAUGUGCCUUCAUAUGUCCUUCGCCGUUUCGCGUCCCUGGCCGCUGCAAAGGAAGCGCCACCACCUUCCAACUGGCAUUCGGAUGCCAUUGAGUUCGAAGUGCCCGCUUGUCCCUCGUUCAUCAGGGAAACAAAGAAGAAGCAGUCCAAGAAAGCGAUUCCGAACUCUAAGGACGAGCUCUGGUCGGCAGAGGCUAGCCAGAAGAUAGCCAGCUCCCGAAAGGCAAUGCAAGAACUCAAGGAAGAUGCUGAUGCAGACGUGUCCACUUGGCUACAGGAGGAGGUCUUCAGGCCGUUGUACGGGAAGCUUCGGACGGCGGAGCAAGACACCGCGAAGAAUGGCCAGUUCACCAAACGCCAGCGCAUGACUGCGGACAAGCGCAACCGCGAGGAGCUGGAAAAGCUGGCCAGGAAAGCAUUGGCCAUCAUCCGCCAGUAUCAGAAGGCCAAAGACCUGGCCAACGACGGGAUCUUCAGUCAAAUGGCGACCCCUGGCGAGGAGGGGACUGUCGUGGACGAGUCCUGCUUUCUCAACUUCUUUGCCGAGUGCGAGAAGGAAACGACAAACGGGGAAGCGGCCGAUUUCCCGAGCAAGGAGGACCUCCAACGGCUUUUUACAUACUGGGACGAAGCUGGAGCUGGCAAUCUGGACGAGGAGCGAGUUGCUGAGAUUCUGCGACGAUUCAUGAAGGUGGUCAACAAGACUGCAAUUCAAGACGGCGUUAGUGUCAAGGAGGCCAACAGCCUCCGCACGUUGGAGGUUGGAGACGUCGUGGAGCUUCUCGGUAUGCCGAAGCAGGAUCCAGAAGUGGAAGUGACGCGAGUGCAAGUGCGUGCGCUGGCAGAUGGCACUGAAGGCUGGGUCUCGAUGUCUGGCAACCAGGGGACCGACUACCUACAGGAGGGCGGAGGCAUCUUCAAGGUAGUCAAGGAAACGCUCCUAACUGAUGACUUCGAGAUUGGAGUCGUCAAGGAGAAAGUGGUUAAGGAGCUCUGCAAUGGAUCUGAGAAUGAUGCAUGCGAACUCUUCGAACAUCUGCUGAUGCAUGUGAUCCCAGUGCCGUACUGGCUGUGGCUCGAGAGAAGAGGAGUUUAUUUUCACCCAUGCCUAGCACGCAUGGUGGCCUGGGUCUCCAGGUGUGGCACCACCACAGGAGAUGAUGGAAGGCUUGCACAGAUCUGUUGUGGUGUGGCAGCCUUCUAG